UUUCCUAUACAAUAUUUUACAUAUUAAUAAUAUUCUAUUAUCUUUUACAAAACAAAAAAAUACACUUUGCUUUCUUUAUUUCCAUUGUUUUCAUUUAACGCAAUCCAUCUCUAUUCACAUCUAUAAUCUUAAACUCCAACUAGAAAAAUGGAUAAGCAGGAGCAGCAGUCAGGAACAAACAUUCCGGGUGGCAAUUUCAUUAUAGAUGCGCCCAAGCAGCUUGUCAAGGAGGCGACUUGGAUUCUGCGCCGGUGCGCCAAACCCAACAGAAAGGAGUACCUGAAGAUCGUGCAGGCGGUGGUCAUGGGAUUUUUGGUCAUGGGCUUUGUUGGAUACUUCACUAAGCUCAUUCACAUCCCCAUCAACAACAUCAUCGUUGGUGGUGCGUAAUCACGUUUUUCUGUUGGAAUGAUAACGAGGCUCGGUGCGGAGCAGUUUUUUUAUAACGUGUUGAAAGAUGACACGUGAGUAUAGUUUCCUUUUUGUUUUGUUUCAUUAUACUUUUUUUUUUUUUUUUUUUUUUUUU
Kickxella alabastrina is the source of this 526-nucleotide messenger RNA. RefSeq lists its product as uncharacterized. NCBI's taxonomy places the organism in Eukaryota, Fungi, Kickxellomycota, Kickxellomycetes, Kickxellales, Kickxellaceae. Bases 148 to 390 code for a protein of 80 amino acids. The transcript has a single exon. Gene Ontology annotation, biological process: protein targeting; post-translational protein targeting to membrane, translocation. Gene Ontology annotation, cellular component: Ssh1 translocon complex; membrane. Gene Ontology annotation, molecular function: transmembrane protein transporter activity. The record is from RefSeq and is a predicted model, not a curated record.